This is a messenger RNA of Macrosteles quadrilineatus (aster leafhopper), 4942 nucleotides long. RefSeq names its product transcription factor Dp-1 (gene Dp). The transcript has 11 exons. Gene Ontology annotation, cellular component: nucleus; transcription regulator complex. Bases 320 to 1642 code for a protein of 440 amino acids. Gene Ontology annotation, molecular function: DNA-binding transcription factor activity, RNA polymerase II-specific; RNA polymerase II transcription regulatory region sequence-specific DNA binding. Gene Ontology annotation, biological process: regulation of cell cycle; regulation of transcription by RNA polymerase II. Lineage: Eukaryota; Metazoa; Arthropoda; Insecta; Hemiptera; Cicadellidae. The record is from RefSeq and is a predicted model, not a curated record.
CUUGCCUACCCACAAUGUUGGUUAAAAUUGAUUAUCAAAAUUUAGUGAAUUAAAUUUUUGCGUUAACUCGCUCAUAUAAUUCUAGUGAAUUUUGAAAAGUUUAACAGUGAACUCUAGCUUGAAAUAAUCUCCUUCCUUACGUUACUAAUAUACUAAAUAAAUUCAUAAAUUACAAGAAUUAGAGUGUUUUCGUCGCCAUUUUGACUGUGUCCUGGAGUUGGACUGCACUGUUACAGCUCCUUUUAAUUUAAAUUUUAUUGAAGUUUAUAUGUGAUAUUUCAAUGAAUAAAUUUGAAAGCAGUUAAAAUAGCAUUCCAUCAUGGCUCAGCGAAGUAAUACAAUUGAUUUGAUUAUACAAGAUGCAAAUGGUCAACCACAAAUUAUUAAAGUUCAAAACCCGAAUGCCAAGCAGGUAGUUGCAACUGGGAUAAGACCCUUAACUGGGCAGACUGUAAGAGUCAUCAAAGCUGGAACUCAGGUUGUAACACCAAGUGGAAAUACGAUGGUAAUACAACAACCUAUGAUGAGAAUAGCAAAACCUGGACAAAGGCAACUAGUAAUUCAGACGAGUUCUCCUGUUGUGAAAGCUCAGCCACAACCUCAAAACAGUCCCACUAUUAUAACAAAGCCUCAGACAGCUGUGCCGGUCACGCCGCAGCAAGUGCAAAUGAUACAGAAUACCAAUAGUCAAAAAACACCGAACUACAUAGGACCAGUAAUCUUGGAUCGAAGUUUCAACCGUAAACGUCAGGAAAUCGAGACUGACUACGUUCCAGAGUAUGGAAAGCGACGGAAGUCAGAAAAAGGUGGUAAAGGCCUUCGGCAUUUCUCAAUGAAAGUUUGUGAGAAAGUGCGAAAGAAAGGAACAACUUCGUAUAACGAAGUAGCUGACGAGUUGGUGGCAGAAUUUACAAACCCUGCUCUCAAUACGGCAGCAAGUGAUCAGCAGUAUGACCAAAAGAACAUCAGACGUCGGGUGUAUGACGCUCUCAACGUGCUGAUGGCAAUGAACAUCAUAUCAAAGGAAAAGAAGCUUAUUAAGUGGCUUGGCCUCCCCACUAACUCCAUACAGGAAUGCCUGGACCUGGUGAAUGAGAAGAAGCAACUGGUGGAUAGGAUUAAGGCUAAAACACAACAACUGCACGAACUCAUUUUGCAGCAAGUCUCCUUCAAGCUUCUGGUGGAGAGAAACAAAAUGAAUGAGGCAAAGACGGGAAUACCACCACCCAACACCUCAAUUGAACUCCCCUUUGUCGUCGUCAACACGAACAAGAAAACAGUCAUUGACUGCAGGAUUUCUAAUGAUAAGACGGAGUACCUGUUUAAGUUCAACGAUAAAUUUGAAAUCAAUGAUGAUUUUGAAGUUUUGAAGAAGAUGGGCCUUUUGUUAGGUUUGGACAAAGGCCAGUGUACAGAAGAAGACUUGGAAAAAGCCAAAUCCCUGGUCCCUAAGUCAUUGGAAAGAUAUGUCACACAGUUGGCGUCUGGGCGGUGGGAUUAUGACAUGGACGGCGCAGGGCCGAGUGGCUCUGAUGUUGGCGCGGACAGGUCUCAACAGACAUCUCUGUCCGAUCCUCUCUCCCCCUCCCAGGACUCAUCAGACGAGGACACCGACAUGAGUAGCGAUGUUGAGAUAAACUAACCUAUUUUCAGAUCAUCAGGGCGUCGUAACUUAAUAGCCUUUCCCUUAGUGUGUCAUUUUGAAAAAUUACAACCUGAAUAUAGUGUCAGGAAAGUCAAUAUGCAAUGAAAAACUUAUAAUUGCACCUUAUUAUUUUACCUUAUUAUUACGUAAUUGUUUCUUUUUGUCAAAGCUUGUAAAGAAUUUGGGAAUUUUAACACCUGUUGUUUAGGUGCUGAUAUUGUUAUUAGGUUCUAUGUAGACUCUAUAGGUUCUUUAUCAUUUUGACAAUGUAUUCCAAAUACUAUUUGCAAAUCUUGUGUUCAACUCGGUCACCGUGAACGCUUGCCAUCAAACUAUGUGAUUGUCAAUAGAUUUCUGAAAAGCCUUUACCGAUCAAAGGAAGUUCAGAUUAAUUAUUUUUUCCAUUUCCAUCAAGUGAUUACGUUUUUAAGUUACCUCUAUGGUGAAAUAGCGUUUUGAGUUCCAUCUUUGCACAAUUAUGUGGAUCAACUUUUUGGAUUGAUUUCAUGAUUAUUUGAGUUCUCAGUACCAUGCCAUAUUGCCAUGCACAGCAACUUUCAAUGACACUAUAUUCUCAUCAGGUCUUAAUCAAUGUAAUCAAAUUUACUCAUUGAAACAAAAAAAGUAAUAUUACAAUCCCUUUUUAGGUAAUCAAUAAACUAGCUAGUUUAAAAGUCUUCCUCUCAGGGCUCACAUGCAGCUGCAUGUUCCGCUGCCAAGAAGAGGGCACCAACGGGCCAAGCAAAGGCGGCAGUGGGGAAGCAUCCAUGACGCUGUCAACAUUUUUAAACACUUUCACAAGAAAUUUUGUUUGCAUACGCGAUCUCAGAAAUAUCUUUGUUAUCUUUGGUGACCACGAUUUACAUGACACAACUCUGUGUGCAAUUUGUGGCAGAUUUUAUUGGCCAUUAUUAGAAAGCCAAAAUUUCCCGGUCCCAUGCAAUCUGGAUGUACAAGUCACUGUUACCCAGUCAUCAAAAUGUAAUCACAACUUUUGAUUCUUUUGGUUGGCUGGACACCCUGGCGUCAGCUGCAUUUGUUGGAAUUUAAUCACUUAAAUGUGAUUCAAUCAACACCUAGACAAGUUUAUGCAGGGGUAAAUCUUUGAAAAAUCAUCAUUAGGAAAAAAGUUUGCAUGUAGCUUAUUAAAUUUAUAGAUGUACAAGAAAUACAGUACUUUGAUUUUUUAUCUUUGUUCAAUGUCACAUUUUUGUAUUGCAUCUGUGCAAUGCAUAAAUGUAUUGAUUUGAUAUUGUACAUUUGGCAAUGUAUUAAUUAUUAUUUUUGAACAAAAAAAUUAUACCUAAAGUGGUGGGUUGUAUUUUGAGGAGUGCCAAAAAUGACAGCUGCAAAAUUGUAAAAUUAUGUAUUUUCCUAAAUCCAUUUUUUUUGGCAUUAUAUCUUAACACAAUAUUUGUAAUUGUUUUUCUUCCAUUAAUUUUUUGUUUAUAAAAGGAAAUUUAAUAUAGGCUAGUUUGUUGUAGAACAACUUACAAUGACACACAAAGGUUAUGGCUGGAAUCAACAAUUGCUUGAGGACACCCUGAAAUGAAACAACAUUUUCAUAUUAGUUUGACCGUUGUUUUGUUGUCAGGGAAAGUAUUUUGAAGUUUUAGUGUAAAUAGGCCUACACAAGAGGCUAAAACUACUAAAGGUAUUAUAUGAUAAUGUAGACGGAUUCACCAACUUAGGUUAUAAAUUUCACUUCAACCCAAAUUUUACCAAAUCUGACUUCAUUGUGUUUGUGAUAACACACUGACAAAGAAAGUAUCUGCCCAGUAAUAAAGAUCUUUGAUUUGAUAUAAUUUAAGUUGCUGGAUCAAGUAAUUAUAAAUUAUUUCUUUCAGCGACAAUUGAUUAGCCUACAAGUUUUUUUUUAAACUAUGCCUAUUUAUAUCUGGUUUUUCCACCAUCUUCUGGUCGAAAAAGAUAAACUAUCUUAAAUCAAGUUUUAUUAGUAAUAAAAAAAAAUAUUUGUGGUAGUGAACAGGAACACGUCAGAAAAUUUGUUUUCACCUUGGCAAAUUUUAAAAAUCUCAACAGAUUCCAAUGCAAAAAACUUCCAAUGUUAAGAAGGAAAAAUAUUUUAAUAUCCUUAAAAUAGCAAACUUUUUAGUUACAGUGUGAAACCAACAUUCUGUGGUUUCCAAGGUGUUUCUUGGGAGUUCUCGGAGAUCGCUGUAGGUUUAUUGUAUUUUUCAACAGGCAUUUAUCUAAAGGAAAUGAAAAUUCAUGCUAAACUAAGAAUAAAAUUGUGGGAUACCACAACUUUUUCAGCAUUCUUUAUUUUCCAUUUUAGAUUAUGUCAAUGUAAGAUUGUAGUUACUGAAAUAGCAAAGGUUUCUGAGCUCUCUUCCAUUCUAAUAUUAUGAGACGUUAAUUAGUUGAUUGAAGGAAUGAAGUAAAACAAAUGGGCAAUGUAAAUGUUAAAGAUGUCUUAUAAUCUACUUUCUCUGUUAGUGUGUGAACCCUCUUGAUAAAUGUUAUCGUUUAUCUAGCCAUAAUAGAUAAGUAUGCAUCCUUAAAAACUUUUCCAGGAAUAAAAAGAAAACUUUACUUGUCUUUUGUUCCUACAGGAGUGUGACAGGAAUUAUUUGAUAAGUAAUUUUCUUACAGUUUGCUUUGUUCACAUUCUAUGUUUAUUCAGAGGAUAAAAUGAUUGUUAGACAUGAACGAUUGCAGUAAUUAAUAAUUAUCAUGUUUGAGACCAUGCAUUGUGGUUUUCAGUAUAGGUAGCAUAUGUUAAUUACCAAUCAACCUGUUUCUUUGCCUCAGGCGUUUUGUUUUUGAUCGAGCCAGACUUAAAGAUAUGACUGCGUAUUCCAUUUUUGUCUAACAUUGCAACAUUUAAAGUACAAAAAGAAUCAAGCACGAUCUGAAGUCUAAUGUUACUGUUUGAUAAAUGGCGAGGUAAAGCUAAACUUAAGAAGAUUAACAUUGAAUACGCUUAAUGUUAGUAAUAGCAUUGAGUAUAAACCUAACCUAGAGAGCCCACCGCUAUACUGUUAGUCGGUACCGCUUUUGACGACGUAGUUCGGGCCGCUGACGCUUGGGUCGUGGUAGUCAAUGGUAAUGCAGUACGCCGCUGAGCUCAGUCUGCGUUGAGACACGCUGCGUUAAGGUAGCCUGCACCGCGCUCGCGCGUCAGUCUCCCCCCCCUACUCAUCGUCACUUCCCACAGCAACCGGCUUCUCCCUCACCGGUCGAGCUGUCUCUACAAAGCGAAUGCAAUGAACACGAACGGCAACAACUGCCUCUAACACAUAUAACAUAAUUUUAUCCAUACAUUACGCAAUU